This is a messenger RNA of Setaria italica (foxtail millet), 744 nucleotides long. Its product is annotated as 40S ribosomal protein S17-3. Gene Ontology annotation, molecular function: structural constituent of ribosome. NCBI's taxonomy places the organism in Eukaryota, Viridiplantae, Streptophyta, Magnoliopsida, Poales, Poaceae. Gene Ontology annotation, cellular component: ribosome. The transcript has a single exon. The record is from RefSeq and is a predicted model, not a curated record. Gene Ontology annotation, biological process: translation. The coding region runs from base 123 to 551 and encodes 142 amino acids.
CUCCCUUGUAAACUCCCAUCUCUCGCCUCCCCAGAACACUUGCUCUAUUCCUCGCCCCCCGCCGCCGCCACAAACCAGCGCAUAGCCGUCGCCGGAGGAGGAAGGAGCCACAGCCAGCAGCCAUGGGUCGCGUCCGUACCAAGACCGUGAAGAAGACCUCCAGGCAGGUGAUCGAGAAGUACUACUCCCGCAUGACCCUCGACUUCCACACCAACAAGAAGGUGCUGGAGGAGGUCUCGAUCCUGCCCUCGAAGCGCCUCCGCAACAAGGUGGCCGGCUUCACCACCCACCUGAUGCGCCGCAUCCAGCGCGGCCCGGUCCGCGGCAUCUCGCUCAAGCUGCAGGAGGAGGAGCGCGAGCGCCGCAUGGACUUCGUCCCGGAGAAGUCGGCGCUCGAGGUCGACCAGAUCCGCGUCGACAAGGAGACCAUGGAGAUGCUCGCGGCCCUCGGCAUGGCCGACCUCCCCGGCGUUGAGCUCCAGCCUGAGAACUCCAACGCCCCCGCCUUCGGCCGUCCGCAGUACGGUGGUCCCCGUCGUGACCGCGUCUAGGCUUCCGCGGGUCGCACUGGUUGCCUACAUCUAUGGUGAUCUAUGGUUUACUUCUGUGGCGAUUAAGCUUUGGACCUAUCUUUUAUGUAAAUCGGUCUGGUUGCGUGUGAUGGACAUCAGAUUUAUAUUCUCGCGCUUUUGAAAUCUUAAGCUAUUUUAUAAAGUACAAUGAGACUUGCUACAUUUUAUGCUC